This is a messenger RNA of Danio aesculapii, 1006 nucleotides long. RefSeq lists its product as uncharacterized. The record is from RefSeq and is a predicted model, not a curated record. The annotation marks the transcript as partial. Lineage: Eukaryota; Metazoa; Chordata; Actinopteri; Cypriniformes; Danionidae. The transcript has a single exon.
AUAAAUGUGUUUGCUUCAUUUCAGGGGCUCAGAAGCUCUUCUUUAUCUCCGCCGGUCAGACUUCCAUCAGCGGGACUCAAUGCCAGAUCAGUUUCAUCUUCUCCAUCCCCCAGACACCCGUCACCCAGCAUCCGGCCCGCAGCAGGACACACUUUCACAAGAUCUCAAAAACCCCUCACGCCCUGGGAAGCGGCUUCACGCCACCCGCUGGGACUCGUGGAUGAAGCUUUCACGUUUCUGAACAUCCAGCAAUCCAUCGCUUCUAAUCUGCGCUCCGCUGCUCAGAGUAAACGUUUACCUGAGCCGCCGGCCGAGUGGAAGGCAAAGGUUGCCUAUGAGCCUCCACUGAAAAGCCAAAAAGACAGUAUUAAUCAAACACCGUUUACUUUUCUGUCCCCGACCAAGAGCACGGCAUCAGCUCCGGCUGGGCCGGUUCCGUACGGAUCAGCCUUUAGACAGAUUCAACCACAACGGUCCAUGACUGAGGCUGAUCUUGGGGUCCCACGUGGAGAAAUAAAGCAAACAGGACCCCGUCCGCUGAGACUCUAUAAAGCCAAAGACAGCAGCGCAUGGAGGCGUUAAGAGGAGACGGAAAACUACAGUGGCCUAAAGAGCUCAAAUGUGCUGCAAGUGAAGUAAAUACAAAUCGUGCAAAUACGAAAACACACUGCAAGUUAAAGAGCACUUAUUUUACCCCUUUUACCAGAUCUAAGAUAAGCCUUUGGUGUCUCCAGAGUGUGUCUGUAAAGUUUCAGCUCAAAUUACCUAUCAGAUUAUUUAUUAUAGCCUCUAAAUUUGCCUAUUUUGCUGUCUGGGUAUACUGUAGCUGUUUUUGUAGCCUGUGGCUUUAAAUGCAAAUGAGCUGCAUUUCCCCGACCACCGCUCCCACAAGCUUGUCUGCUGCUCAUCAUGUGUUAUGUCAGAUAAACAGCAGUCAGUGAUAGAGACAGACUCGGAUGAAGCUAAAAUACAGCAUUCAAGAGUUCACACUUACCUCACGAUUUAU